Oncorhynchus nerka (sockeye salmon) is the source of this 3776-nucleotide messenger RNA. Its product is annotated as Na(+)/dicarboxylate cotransporter 3-like. Gene Ontology annotation, biological process: transmembrane transport; citrate transport. The record is from RefSeq and is a predicted model, not a curated record. Bases 180 to 3293 code for a protein of 1037 amino acids. Gene Ontology annotation, cellular component: membrane. Gene Ontology annotation, molecular function: sodium:dicarboxylate symporter activity; succinate transmembrane transporter activity; citrate transmembrane transporter activity. The transcript has 15 exons. Lineage: Eukaryota; Metazoa; Chordata; Actinopteri; Salmoniformes; Salmonidae.
CAGGCUCAAUUUGCGCACAUCCAUAAUAACUUGAACAACGCGCUAGGAGUUAAACUGUAAGCCAAUAGUUAAGCUUCUCCAAGAGUGCAAAAACAACAAAGUCAAGGUAAUAAAAGAGAUAGAGGCGUCAAGUUCUGCACUAAAGCGUAACAUAACGAGCUCUGACGCUCAUAUUCGACAUGGAAAUGGAAACCAUAUCAACAUUCGCUAAGAAACUUUGGUGUGUCAAGAAACAACUUAUUCUUUUCCUCACUCCACUUAUUCUUCUCCCGCUACUUUUCGGGCUACCAGAAAAGGAGGGGAAAUGCCUGUACGUGGUGCUGCUGAUGGCUGUGUUCUGGUGCACAGAGGCUCUUCCCUUAGCUGUCACUGCCAUGCUACCUGUUUGCCUCUUUCCAACCAUGGGAAUUCUUCCAUCCAAAAAAGUCUGCCCCCAGUACUUCCUCGAUACCAAUUUUCUCUUUCUCAGUGGUCUUGUUAUGGCGUCAGCUAUUGAGGAAUGGGGUCUGCAUCGCAGAAUAGCUCUGAAAGUUCUUAAGAUUGUUGGAGUCAAACCAGCCUGGUUGAUUUUGGGAAUGAUGAUCACCUCUGCCUUCCUGUCCAUGUGGCUCAGUAACACCGCAACAACGGCCAUGAUGCUUCCCAUUGCUAACGCCAUCCUGGAGAGUCUCUUUGGAGACCUGGACACUCUGAAGGAAAACUGUAAGGUGAAAGAUGAGACAGAGGGUCAAGCACGAGUAAAGCUGCAUGCACUGCCCUCUGAAAAACAGAUCUUGUCAAUAGACGGACCUGAUCGGAUGGAGCGUUCAGAUGGGAGUACUGCAGAGGAGAUCAGGACAGAGUCAGAGUACCAGAUGAAGGUGUGGAAAGGCUUCCUGAUAUGUAUCCCGUACGCUGCCAGUAUCGGAGGGACUGCCACCCUGACAGGCACUGCACCAAACCUCAUCCUCAUUGGACAACUUAAGAGUUACUUCCCAGAGUGCGACUUGAUCAAUUUUGGCUCUUGGUUUGCAUUCGCAUUUCCUCUCAUGGUGUUCUUCCUCAUCUUGGGAUGGCUAUGGAUUUCUUUCCUCUACGGGGGCCUGAAUACACGGUUGUGUGUGAAGAAACAGGACGAAAGAGCACAAGCAGAGGCGAAGGCUGAGGCCGUGAUUGAUGAAGACUACAGAAAACUAGGCCCCAUAAAUUUUGCAGAAGGAGCCAUCGCAUUCUUUUUCAUUUUGUUUGCCGUUCUCCUGUUUACAAGAGAUCCUAAAUUUGUAACUGGAUGGUCCACGUUUUUCAACAAAGGGUAUGUGUCAGAUGCGACCACUGGAGUGAUCAUUGUGUCAAUCCUAUUCUUCUUCCCUUCCCAAAAGCCCUCUCUUAGCUGGUGGUUUGAUUCUAGAGCACCAAAUACUCCAUAUGUUCCUCUACUAUCAUGGAAGAAAGCACAGGAAUGUGUCCCAUGGAAUAUCAUUCUGUUGCUGGGUGGAGGCUUUGCCAUGGCCAAGGGAUGUGAGGAGUCAGGACUGGCGGCGUGGAUAGGAGCCUACCUCCAGCCUAUCGCUCAGGUCCCUCCUGCUGUGGCAGUCAUGUUUAUCACCGCUUUCCUGGCCUGCUUCACAGAGUUCGCCAGCAACACCGCCACCAUUAUCAUAUUCCUGCCCGUCAUCGCUGAACUGGCUAUGUUUGUCAAGGUGAAUCCUCUUUACUUCAUGAUACCUGCGACAACAGGAUGUUCAUUUGCCUUCAUGUUGCCAGUCUCCACCCCGCCCAACUCCAUUGCCUUUGCAUCUGGCCAUCUUCUGGUGAAGGACAUGUUACCCCCAUCAGACAACUGUGUAACUUCACAUGCACUGUUGCCAAGGAGAAUGAAGAGCAUUACUGAGUGCAUGGGCUUUGGCUUUUCAUUGAGGCAAAAACCUUGGGGUGCCAUGAAGACCACUCUACAGUAUCUGUGGGAUGUUUACUCAAAACCAACCCAGGCUGCCAAGGAGGUCCUGACAUUACUUUCUAUGUGUUUCAUUAUCGCCAUGGUGACUGGUGGUCUCCUCUACCAUUGGAUGACAGAGAUCCUGAGAUAUGACAGUGGUACUUCCAGCACUGCUGCCUGCAUCUAUAGCGUGGCCAUCCUUUUCCUCUCGUUCCUCUGUCAUCCUCUCCGUUGUGUGCUAACUAUGAUCCUGCCCACUCUGGGCACCAAACAGGGGCGCAAGCUGAUCAUUUCCACCUCUGUGAUUGUGUUAGUGUUGAGCAUCAUCCUUAACAUAACCGUUAACAUGGGAGUGGUGAUGCACGUUUUAAAGUGCACCUCUGAAGGUUUUGUCCACUCUCUUUUAAACUCAUCUGAGCUGUUUCAAGAAGCAAAGAGAGAUCUUGUUAGAGAGGCUAUCAAAGUGAAACAGGAAGAACUGAAUAUUGUUAACAGGUUGAGGAAAUUUGAUCAUUUUACACACAUUGAUGUGUCAAAGGUCAAAAAUAUGUUUGUUACUGUAAGCAAACAGAUUGAGAGUGACUUUUCACGUGCCAAUAAACUGCUGGAGGAUUAUAAACUUCUGUCAAACAGGAUUCUGGCGGCCAUCUUUCUAAUCUACCUGAUAGUUGAAUCAGCCUACUACCUGAAGUCAUAUGUCAUUUCAGUUAAGUUUGACAACGUUUACAUCACCAGACAGUUGCUGCAAAAAGCAUCUGAGGAUGGAAUCCAGAUAGAGCCAACUAACUUGAAAAAUAUGGUUCAUUCCACAAGUUGUAAAAUAACAAAACAGGAAUUUACCAAAUGUCUUGCUCCCAUAGUAGUGGUGACUUUGUAUUUUAUUGUUAUCAUCUUCAUAAUGGUUUUGGAUCACAUUGUGUACCAUCUAGUUACAGUGAGUGGGCCUUGGCUGCUAAAUGUUCCAGCUACAUCUGUCAACAUAGCUGUGAAAUAUAAGAUUCACCUGCGCUUUCCAGGUCUAUGUAUUAUCCCAGCUAUCUGUAGGGAUACAGAACUGGCAAACCUCCACAAGCAGUAUGACUGGACAUUUAGCCCAGAGGCUUUACGCUGUUAUAUUGAGCCCUCUGCACCAGACCUGAGAGUGAGGGUCUUCCUGGGACUACUCUGUCUGGUGAGCUACAUCAUGGUGUUACUGGAGGUCUACGCCAGGCGCAUCCGCAGGAAAGUGUCUGCAUCCUUCUUCAAAACGCAGGAGGAAAAAAGAAUUAAUUUCUUAUUGAAGAAGAUACAGGCGAAACAGGACACAAGAGAAAACAAUAUAUUUUUAAUUGAAGCUGUGAAUGAGACCCGCGUUCACACAAACCGAAACGUAAUUUGAAGCUUGACUUGCUGUCAUUAUAUGUAGUUUAGGGAGACCUCUGCUUUUAAUACGUUCACUGCUCCUCUUGAGCUAUUGCCGUUAUAAUAGAUUUAUUUUAGAAUUGGAGAAAACCCUCCUCAGUCUCCCCAGCUGUCAGCUGAGAGAAUUUGUUGAUUCGAUUUGUCCAUAUUUUCAGAUUGAACUGAUUCUGCAAUAUACAAAUGAAAAGCAUGGAAUAAAAAAUGUAACUUCAAAGUGAUACAAGCAUGCUUAUCCCUGUGUUACAAUACAAUUGAUGAAUUCAGUGCCAACAUCCUGCUCUCCAUGAGCCAAAGGGCCUGUUGAGAACAGGACAGGGCAUCCUGUUACUGAGUCACAGUCAUAUGACCUUUCUCCUGGUCGUGGAGCACCCCUCUUACGCCCACAUUGCCUCGUCUCAACAACACUCAUGAAACCAUGUUUGUAGGCUUAAUGAAGAAAUAAAUACCAUAUAACAGACUA